Xylona heveae TC161 is the source of this 1790-nucleotide messenger RNA. RefSeq names its product glycosyltransferase family 57 protein. The transcript has 7 exons. Gene Ontology annotation, biological process: protein N-linked glycosylation. Gene Ontology annotation, cellular component: endoplasmic reticulum membrane. Gene Ontology annotation, molecular function: dolichyl pyrophosphate Glc1Man9GlcNAc2 alpha-1,3-glucosyltransferase activity. Lineage: Eukaryota; Fungi; Ascomycota; Xylonomycetes; Xylonales; Xylonaceae. The record is from RefSeq and is a predicted model, not a curated record. The coding region runs from base 111 to 1616 and encodes 501 amino acids.
CAUCUCGACAGGCAGCUCGAUGAUCUGGGGACAAUACUUUGCAGAGGAUUUACUUGAGCACAUGUUCCAAUGAAGACCAGGAUCUAAGACACGAUCGUGUGGAUGGAACCAUGGCUGAAUUCUAUCCCUCAAUUUCUCAAUGCGCUAUCGUCGCCACGGCCUUGAAACUCCUUCUCUUUCCAGCGUACAAAUCCACCGAUUUCGAGGUACAUAGGAAUUGGCUUGCAAUUGCGCAUUCUCUUCCAGUCAAAGAAUGGUAUUUCGAGAAAACGUCCGAAUGGACGCUGGAUUACCCCCCUUUCUUCGCCUACUUUGAAUGGGUGCUCUCUCAAUUUGCCGCUUAUUUUCAUCCGAAUCUCUUGGAGGUGAGCCAGCUCGAGUACGACAGUUGGCAAACCAUUUACUUCCAGAGAGCAACGGUGAUUGCUACUGAGCUUAUUCUGGUUUACGCCCUCCAUCUUUACGUUCGAACUUCACCUUUGAUUGCAAAACAAACAGCACACGUGGCUGCAUUGUCCAUUUUGCUCUCCCCAGGCCUACUGAUUAUAGAUCAUAUCCAUUUCCAGUACAAUGGCUUUCUCUAUGGUAUCCUUAUUCUCUCCAUUGUCUUGGCCCGACGACAGUCGACGCUUCUCCUGAGCGGCCUGCUUUUUGCGGCACUCUUGUGUCUAAAGCACAUUUAUCUUUACCUGGCUCCGGCGUAUUUCGUGUACCUUCUCCGCCAGUAUUGUUUGAGCCCGAGAUCCAUCUUCCGGCCCCGAUUUGGCAAUUGCGUGAAGCUGGGAACAGGAAUCUCAGCUAUCUUUGCCACCGCAUUUGGUCCUUUCGUUUACUGGGGCCAGGUAGACCAGCUUUUGAGCAGGCUCUUCCCGUUUGCCCGUGGGCUAUGCCACGCUUAUUGGGCCCCAAAUGUAUGGGCUAUGUACUCAUUCGCCGAUCGUGUGCUCAUUCAUGUUGCGCCGCGGCUAGGUCUUCAUGUUGAUGAGACCGCGGUCCACAGCGUCACUAGAGGCCUUGUAGGCGAUACAUCAUUUGCAGUGCUGCCGAACAUACCGCCGAAGAUUACCUUUCUGCUUACCCUCGCAUUUCAGACGAUCUGCCUACUCAAGUUGUUUUUCCAGCCGAACUGGGAGACAUUUGUGGGAGCUGUUACUCUCUGCGGCUAUGCGUCAUUCUUGUUUGGCUGGCACGUGCACGAGAAGGCUAUUCUUCUGGUGAUUAUCCCUUUUAGUCUCCUGGCUCUUCGAGAUCGACGAUAUCUAGGCGCGUUCCGUCCGCUAGCCGUGGCCGGGCACGUGUCUCUGUUUCCACUCCUGUUCACGGCGGCGGAAUUUCCAAUCAAGACCGUCUAUACUGUAUUUUGGCUCGUAACAUUUCUUUUUGCCUUUGAUCGGCUCGCGCCGGUAUCAUCUCGGCCGAGGGUCUUCCUGCUCGACAGAUUUUCGCUCCUUUAUAUCACGGUAGCGAUCCCACUUAUUGUCUAUUGCUCCAUGGUCCAUGAACUGGUCUUUGGCAAGCGCUAUGAGUUUAUUCCACUGAUGUUUACAAGUUCAUAUGCGGCAAUCGGAGUGGUUGGGAGCUGGAUUGGGUUCCUUGUCGUUUACUUCACAUCAUAGAAUUUCAUGCGUGGAACAGUGAUACCAACUCCAAUAGAAGAAUUUAUCCACGAAGAAGUCUGAUUAAUAUUCCAAAAAAACUAGUUGUAUCCUAUCGCAUACGCUGCUCGUCGUCGGCGCACUGUGAGCGGAUCGGCGGCAGGAGAAUGGAUGAAAAAAGCGCGUUGUCAGGGG